Ostreococcus lucimarinus CCE9901 is the source of this 420-nucleotide messenger RNA. RefSeq lists its product with no specific name. The transcript has a single exon. NCBI's taxonomy places the organism in Eukaryota, Viridiplantae, Chlorophyta, Mamiellophyceae, Mamiellales, Bathycoccaceae. The annotation marks the transcript as partial. The record is from RefSeq and is a predicted model, not a curated record. Gene Ontology annotation, cellular component: glucosidase II complex. Gene Ontology annotation, biological process: N-glycan processing.
GCAAAGUCAAAGCGAGACGCGUACGACGUCGAGCGGCGCGCGCUGGAGGCCAACGACGAUAAACUCAGAGAGCUGCGAGAAAACAUCGAUCGCGAUUACGGCCCGGACGACGCUCUUAUUUCGUUACAAGGUUUGUGUUUCGAUCAGAAGAUAGAAAAGUACGUGUACAAGGCGUGCCCGUUUGGUGAGGCCAAACAAGACAACACGCAACUUGGACGAAACUCUGAAGGCGUCCGAAUCGACGCCGACGGUAAGACGAUGACUCUGAAAUUCGCAGACGGCGACGCGUGUUGGAACGGUCCGAAGCGCUCGCUCACGCUCACCCUCAAAUGUGGCGACAAAGAGCGCUUAGCCGCGAUCGAAGAACCGUCUCGAUGCGAAUACGUCGGCGUCUUCUACGCCCCCGCGGCGUGCGACGAC